AUGGAGCAACAAGAACAACCACAACCACAUCAACAAGAGACACUAACGUUGAUCAAGACCAUGUCGACAACACAGCAGUCAUCCCCCAGUCGCCGUCUUGCUUCUGCUCGAUUGGAAGAAACAUGGCUGUUCUUUGCCAGUGCCGUUGGCUGUACGAUUGGUUGGACGGCCGUCUUGUCGAAUUUGGUCUACUAUACCGACACGCUGGGAGUCAAUUCGUACUUGUACUUGAAUUUGGCCAUUUACGCGCCGCUGUUUCCCAUUACUGUGGCGCAAACACUGUGGGAUGCCGAAUUCGAUCGACAGUAUUCCAGUUUGAAAACAUUCCAAGUCCGCGGCAGUAUUGGAUUUGCACUCAUGCUGGUGAGUGUCAUGGGCAUGGCCAAAGCGUCGUCAUCCCUCACGUGGGCGACAUUGUUGGCGUUGUGUUUGGGCACGGCGUCGGGGAUUCUGCACGGGGCAUUGAAACAAAUGGCAAGCUUUGUCUAUCCGGGAUGUGGACGACUCGCGGCAGCCGUCACGGCGGGAUUACAGGCAUCGGCAGUGGCCGUCUUGAUGGUGUCGCUUGUAUUUCAACGACAACAGAAUGAUAAUGACAACAACAAUUCCUCUUCUUCUUGGCUCUACUACUUUUAUGGAACCAUCUCGGUGCUAGUGGCGCUGUGUUGGUUGAGUUUUCAAAGACUCAUGACACAUAGUAGAGAUGUAUACAGGAGUAUGCUACGAAGAGAUUCCUCCAUUCAAUUGUCGGCACUCGGACAAGACUCGGAGGAUGAAUUGGAUCAGGACAGUACCAUCGAACACAACAACAACAACCAUACAACUACAAUAGACAAUGAACAACGUCAGACCCUCCUGUCUGCUGAUUGCAGUCCCAGUUCCAGUUUUGAUCUUAACGACAACAAUCAUGACGAUGAUGACAAUGAUGAAGAACAAGUCUGUUUGGAGGAACCACUGUUGCUCUUUGAGUCGCCUCUACUACGUAUGCCGUCCACAAGAGAAUUGCUGUGGCAUUCCUGGCCACUCUGUUUGGCCGUCUUUUUGACCGUCGCUAGCUCCAUGGCCGUGGCGUCCUGGUUCAAUCGCGUGCCCAGCGAUCGCGAAAGUUUGCCACAGGUACUCUUUUACACACGACUCUUUGCCGAUUUGCUCUCUCGACCUGCCACUUUGUGGUUGCCACAAUUGCAAUCAAGUAACAAGAUACUCUGGUACCUCAUGGCAUUGGUAUUCCUACGACUCUUGUUUGUACCCUACUUUUUCAUCUAUACUACCAACACCACCAACCUUCUUCCACGAUCCGAUGUUACCAUGACACUCGGCGUCUUUGGGUUUGCCUUUUCUUCGGGAUUCAUUACCACUUUGGUAUACCAAUUGGCACCACGAUACUGUCCUACUACAAGUACUACAAGAACGACUGCCCAACUUCGUAGUGCUAGUGCUGCGGAUCAGGAGGAGGAGGAAGAGCAUCCCAGCGAUAAUGUCGUCUUGAAACAAACCAAUCUGUUAAACGUUUGUUUCAGUGCAUCGGUACUGCUGGGAUUGCUAGGGAGUUUGAGUCUCUCGGGGAUUGCGGCCAUGGACGGCGACAGCCAAACUAUCGCGGUAUAG
Molecule: messenger RNA, 1608 nt
Organism: Seminavis robusta
Lineage: Eukaryota; Bacillariophyta; Bacillariophyceae; Naviculales; Naviculaceae
Source: the annotation of a GenBank genome assembly